UCCUGCCCAAUAUCCCUCCUCAGGCGCCGAUCGAGCUCGCCGCUGUAACCACCGUGACAGCCCAGUACACGCACACGAGCAGUCCGUGCUCCGACGACGACUCCGGCAUCAAUGGCGGCGGCCGUUAUUGGAGGCGAGUCGUCGCUGAUGCAGCGGUGCAAGCCGUACGUGGCGAUGGUGUCGCUGCAGUUCGGGUACGCCGGCAUGAACGUCAUCACCAAGGUGUCUCUCAACCACGGGAUGAGCCACUACGUGCUCGUCGUCUACCGCCACGCCUUCGCCACGCUCUCCAUCGCGCCCUUCGCGCUCGCGCUCGAGCGCAAGGUCCGCCCCAGGAUGACGCCCUGGGUCUUCCUCCAGAUCUUCGUCCUCGCUCUGCUCGGGCCGGUGAUCGACCAGAACUUCUACUACGCGGGGCUCAAGUUCACCUCGCCCACCUUCUCCUGCGCCAUGAGCAACAUGCUCCCGGCCAUGACCUUCAUCAUGGCCGUGCUCUUCAGGAUGGAGAAGGUGAACCUGAAGAAGGCGAGGUGCGUGGCCAAGGUGGUGGGCACGCUCGUGACGGUGGCCGGCGCCAUGCUCAUGACGCUCUACAAGGGCCGCGCCGUCGAGAUGGUCUGGACCAAGCACGUGCACCUCCACGACCCGCACCCGGCCGCCGCCGCCGCCGCCGACAAGGACUGGCUCACGGGCUCCAUCUUCCUCAUCAUCGCCACCCUCGCAUGGGCCUCCCUCUUCGUCCUCCAGGCCGCGACGCUCAAGAGGUACGACGCGCCGCUGUCGCUGACCACCCUCAUCUGCUUCGUGGGCACCCUGCAGGCCAUCGUCGUCACCUUCGUCAUGGAGCGCAGGACCUCCGUGUGGAGGAUCGGCUUCGACAUGAACCUCCUCGCCGCCGCCUACGCUGGCAUAGUGACGUCUAGCAUCGCCUACUACGUGCAAGGGCUGGUGAUGAAGAGCCGGGGCCCCGUCUUCGCCUCCGCCUUCAGCCCCCUCAUGAUGAUCAUCGUCGCCAUCAUGGGCUCCUUCAUCCUCGCCGAGAACAUCUACCUCGGAGGGAUCCUCGGGUCCGUGCUGAUCGUCGCCGGCCUCUACUCGGUGCUGUGGGGGAAGCACAAGGAGAACCUGGAGAAGCUGGAGGCCGAGGCCAUGGAGAUCCCCGUGGCGAUCAAGGGCGCCGACGGCAACGGGAGGACGGUCAUGAACAUGGUCGAGCUGGACGAGGUGCAGCUGGAGAAGGCCCAGGCCAACGCCAAGCGCGCGGCGGCCGCCGUCACGGCCCCCGCAGAGGAGGCCCGGAUGUAGGGCAAGGACGAGGCGGGCGGCUUGAGCCACCCCCCCCCCCCCCCCCCCCCCCCCAAAAAAAAAAAGCGCCGAUCAAUCGACCAGCGCUAGCUACUCGCGUCGUCAUUUUUACCCCUUUUGGCCGUAGCCUUUGUUCGUUGUUGUGCCCCCAUCGUGUUCUAGCUAGUGUGGGGUGACCUGAUGCUGUGAGCAGUGGUGGUAGUGGUAGUACUGUGGUAGUGGCUAGUGAAGGAGUGGUCAAGAUGGAAGCUGAGGAGGAUGUCAUGAGGAGAGUUUUGUAACCCCUCCUGCUAAGCAGAUGCUGUCAGUGAUAAACAUCUAUCCCCUGCAUACAUGUCUUGUACUACCAUAUAAACCUUCAAUCAAUGAUGACAUUUGCAGCAUUGAUGCCUCA
This is a messenger RNA of Panicum virgatum (switchgrass), 1699 nucleotides long. Its product is annotated as WAT1-related protein At5g07050-like. Gene Ontology annotation, molecular function: transmembrane transporter activity. Gene Ontology annotation, cellular component: plasma membrane. The record is from RefSeq and is a predicted model, not a curated record. The transcript has 6 exons. The coding region runs from base 112 to 1305 and encodes 397 amino acids. NCBI's taxonomy places the organism in Eukaryota, Viridiplantae, Streptophyta, Magnoliopsida, Poales, Poaceae.